Messenger RNA from Entamoeba dispar SAW760, 786 nucleotides. Its product is annotated as tyrosine protein kinase, putative. The coding region runs from base 1 to 786 and encodes 261 amino acids. Gene Ontology annotation, molecular function: ATP binding; protein kinase activity. The record is from RefSeq and is a predicted model, not a curated record. NCBI's taxonomy places the organism in Eukaryota, Evosea, Mastigamoebida, Endamoebidae. Gene Ontology annotation, biological process: protein phosphorylation. The transcript has a single exon.
AUGAUAAUUAGUAAAACACUUAAUAAAACACAAGAAGAAAUAAUUAAAAGUAUUUCAAUUAAAGGAGAAACACAAAUAUCAACACGACUUGAUCCCGAUGAAAUAAAAGAAGAAAAUAAAAUAGGAGAAGGAACAUUUGGAAUUGUAUAUAUAGGAGAAUUUCGAGGAAAUCAAGUAGCAAUUAAGAAAAUGAAACAAAUUGAUAAAGAUGAAGAUAAAAUGAAAGAAUUUGAGAAAGAAGUAAUGAUGUUAGAUAAAUUUCGAAGUGAAUACAUUAUUCAAUUUUAUGGAGCAGUAUUUAUUCCUAAUAAAAUAUGUAUGAUAACAGAAUAUGCAAAAUAUGGAUCAAUACAUGAUUUAAUUAAUAAAAGAACAAACACGGAAAUACCAAAUAAAAUAAGAAUUAAAUUCAUGAUAGAUGGAGCAAAAGGAAUUUCAUAUCUUCAUUCAAAUGGAAUACUACAUCGAGAUAUUAAACCAGAUAACUUUCUUGUUAUAACACUUGAUGAUAAUAUUGGAGUUAAUUGUAAAUUAACAGAUUUUGGAAGUUCAAGAAACAUUAAUAUGAUGAUGACAAAUAUGACAUUCACAAAAAGGAUAGGAACACCAAAAUACAUGGCACCAGAAAUAUUAAAUCGAGAACAUUAUAAAAUGGAAUCAGAUAUAUAUUCAUAUUCAAUAACAAUGUUACAAAUCAUUACAUUUCAAGAUCAUUUCCUAAAGAAAUAUACAAUUUUCCAUGGGAUAUUGCAGAUUCAAUCACAACAGGUAAACGACCACCAAUAA